GAAUAAAAUUCAGCGUUCCGAGGCAUCGCGGAGUCGUUUAUCAGAGUCUAGUCACCCAAACGACGCAAUGCGAUCCUCGGAUCUAAUUGACGAGUGGAGAAGGCCAGUCUGUGGGGAAAAGCAACUCCACUUCAUAGUAUGUAGUUAAUACCAGGGCGCUGGUCAACAAUCCCCUGAGAACGAGCCUUGAGCCCAUGAUGCAUGCAUGUAUUCAAGACAUACAUAACAAGUUACCCCGCGUUAAAACCUUAGCAGCGGACGAGGGUAACGGUGCAUGCCGCGCCCCCUUGGGUUUCGGGCAAGAACAUUUAUCACAGCGUUUCUGCCGUAUCAAAUAGAAACAGAUUUAUGAUAAUUUACUUGCGGGAGGCCAUUCAAAAUGACAUCGAUUACUAUCACGGACGAAUCGUUGACGGGCCUCAAGGAUAAAGUGGUCACCAUCUCAGGCGGCUCUUCCGGAAUCGGUCUCGCAACGGCUAAACUCCUCCUAUCUCUUGGAGCGAGGGUCUCGAUCGGCGAUCUCUUACCUCCGCCUGAUGAUGUUCUUCAGGCCGAUGGCUUGAUAUUCACGCCUGUUGACGUCACGAAGUGGAAAGAUCUAUGCGGUUGGUUUCGCGAGACAAAGCAGAAAUACGGCCGGAUUGACCAUGCUUUUUGCAAUGCCGGUAUUAGCCACCGGGCGGACUACUUUGACGAAAGGGUUGACGAUGAUGGCGACCCAUUGGAGCCGAGUAGACUUACAUUGGAGGUGAACUUGAUGGGCGUCAUUAACAUGACGAAGUUAGCUAUCUGGUAUAUGAGAAAACAGGAGAGUGGCGGAAGUAUCGUCAUCACGGCCUCGGCUAGUGGUAUGUGUUUCCAAAGAUUCGGAAUGGUCGACUAUUGCGCUUCAAAACAUGGAGUUAUAGGUUUCAUGCGUGGGCUUGUGGCUCGCGAUCUGUAUCCCGGCCUCUCCAUUCGUAUAAACUCACUCGCUCCCGCCUGGACGGACACAGCAAUUGUUCCCCGGGCCCUGUUGGAGGCUGUUGGAUGGAAAGUUCAAUCUGCAGAGGACGUCGCUCGCUCUGCUGUGAUUUUGAUGGCUGACGAGUCUCGCCAUGGACAGCUGAUCUACUCCGCGGAAGGAAAGUUUCUCGAAAUUGAAGAGCCGAUAUUGGAGGCAACCGUCAAAGUUAUCGGCGCAUCACCGGAGACCGAUACCACAAAAAUGGCGGCAUUAAGGGAUAAAAUCAGGGCGGCCCAAAGACACUGACGUAUACGGAUCGAGUCCUAGGAAUAGGAAGACCUCGGGGAGCAUAUUACCUAAAGUAAACCCUGUAAAGUUAGAUGUCAAUACCCAUGCUCUAAGCUUGAAUUGAGGCAUGAAUUGAACUUCAGAAAAUUUAUUUAUUU
Coccidioides immitis RS is the source of this 1392-nucleotide messenger RNA. RefSeq lists its product as uncharacterized. The coding region runs from base 380 to 1252 and encodes 290 amino acids. The transcript is spliced from 5 exons. The record is from RefSeq and is a predicted model, not a curated record. Lineage: Eukaryota; Fungi; Ascomycota; Eurotiomycetes; Onygenales; Onygenaceae.